Molecule: messenger RNA, 3570 nt
Organism: Protobothrops mucrosquamatus (brown spotted pit viper)
Lineage: Eukaryota; Metazoa; Chordata; Lepidosauria; Squamata; Viperidae
Gene: ARHGAP30
Product: Rho GTPase activating protein 30
Exons: 14
Coding region: 1-3570 (1189 amino acids)
Biological process (GO): small GTPase-mediated signal transduction
Molecular function (GO): GTPase activator activity
Source: RefSeq, a predicted model, not a curated record
AUGUCGCUGGCCAUGAAAGCUCGGCAGAAGGUGAAACGGAAAGGACCGGCAAAAGAUCGGGUCUUUGGGUGUGAUCUGGUGGAACAUCUACAGUCAUCUGGCCAUGAUAUUCCCCAGGUCCUGAAGAGCUGCACGGAGUUUGUGGAACAGCAUGGGAUCGUGGAUGGCAUCUACCGGCUGUCAGGAGUCUCUUCAAACAUCCAAAAAUUAAGACUUGAGUUCGACAAUGACCGGAAUUCUGAUCUCAACAAAGAGGUGUAUCUUCAGGACAUUCAUUGUGUGAGUUCCCUUUGCAAAGCUUACUUCCGGGAGCUGCCGAACCCCCUCCUCACCUACCAGCUGUAUGAUAAGUUUGCAGAAGCUGUGGCCAUCCAACUGGAAGAAAGCCGGCUGGAGAAGAUCAAGGAGGUGCUGAAGGAGCUGCCACCACCACACCAUCGAACCCUUGAAUUCCUGAUGAAGCACCUUGUUCGCAUGGCGUCUUUCAGUUCCCAGACCAACAUGCAUGUGCGGAACCUGGCUAUAGUCUGGGCCCCCAACCUGCUCAGGUCCAAGGACAUUGAAGUCUGUGGUUUCAAUGGCACUGCAGUCUUCAUGGAGGUCCGUAUCCAGGCCAUUGUGGUGGAGUUCAUCUUGACCCAUGUGGAACAGAUAUUUGGAGAUGCUCCUCUAUGUGGUGGCACCCGUGAAUCCAUCAGGAGGUCCCUGCUUGCUAUAUCCCCGGUGGUCCUUCCUGAGUACUGUACUCCCUACAAUGUGCCCGCGGUGCUGAAUCGAGGGGAUGGGCCCCCCCAGAUGAGACCUUACCACACCAUCAUUGAACUCAGCGAAAGCAAAAGAAAAGGGUCCCUCAAGGCCAAAAAAUGGAAGUCUAUCUUCAACCUAGGACGAUCCAACCACGACUCCAAACGCAAGUUGAAUAAGCCAGAAGACAAAGAGGACAAACUGGGUAAAAUACGGCUGCGUCCAGCCAAAAGCAUGGAUUCCCUCAGCUGUGUGCCAUCGGUUGGUGAUGAUGAUGCUCACCUGGGGAUAGAGAUAUCUUCAAAACACGAGUGCUUUGAUGGUCCAGUUUCACUCAACAGCAGCUUCUCCGAAUCCGGGUACGUGUCUGCCAAGAGUAAAUCUGAAGACACGCAGGAGGAAGCCACCAAGUCGGAACCCACCACCCCCAAAACCAGCAGGUCCAGUCUUGUUGGAGGGACCUCUCAAGGACGUUCGCCCAAGAGCUCCAGGAACCGGGCUGAGAAGUGUGCCGGGGUCCAUAUCUCAGGACCCUUCUCAGUCACCGUCCCAUUCCACAUCACCUCCAACCUCACUUUGUCCCGGCUGACCAGAGGCCUGGAGUGUCCAGCACUGAGCCACUGCACCGUGGAGACUCCGGAGGCCCUUUCUUCCAAUGGAGAAGACUUUCCCAGGGUGACAGAAGACAAGGAGAAACUGAUGUCCGCCCUCGCUGCCAAUGAGGAAGCAGAUGAAGGAACAAAUGUUGAAGCUGAAAUGGACCCUGAAGAGAGCCGGAUAUCUAUGGAAGUCGAGGACUCCUUCUCCUUCCUGGAUGGCGCCGACGCCUGGAUCGACACUGUGGUGGCAGAGGAUCAGCUGCAGCCAGAGGCCAGGCAGCGUCCGGAGGUUCCGCCACGUGGCUUGGAGAGCUUACCAAGCACGGAAGAUGAUUUGGGAAAUGGGUUUAUGCAUGAGAUGAUCGCAGCUGGGAUGGAGCUGGAGAUGUAUUCUACAAUGCCACACCUGGAUUACCUGUCCAUUGAAGAAUGCAUGAAUGAGCAUUCAGAAGGAGAAGAUGACCAGUACUAUCUCGCCAUGGGAUUCAUUGAGGAAGAGCCAUCUAAGGAGGUUGAUGUUGAGGAGAUCUAUCUGAGUGCUUUUGAUGACCUCAGCCCCUUAGCAAGCAAACUAGAACAUCUUCAGCAAUCUGAUGGACAUCAAACUCCUCACAUCCCCUCUCCAAAACUCACAGUGGAAGAUCAGACCUCCAGGACGGCUUCAGAAACCUUGGUUGAAGAUCCAAAGAGCUCACAUUUACCUGAACCUGGCCUGGAACAAGGUGUCUUCUCAACUUGUGACUUAGUAACCAAGGGCCUGGAUCCAAAAUUAGCCAAGCCACAUGAAAUAGAAUUGGAUUCCAGAAGCAACACCAAUGAGGUGGAAAGCCACCUGACUGACAAAGCUGAGAUAGAACCCAUUUUUUCAAUGCUGCAAAUCGAAGAUGCAAAUGUUGGAAGUGAGGUUGGUCUCUUUGUCCAUAAAACUGGAUGUCCUGAAGAAGUUGCUUACCUAAAAACUCUGGAUUCAGAAUCUGGGGUUAAAAAUGGCGAGGAUGAUAAGGUGACACACUUGUGGUUCAAGAGACAGGAGAAAUGCAUCAUGGAGAUGCUGCAGAAGCUGCUUCAUCUUUGCACGGACUCUGAAGACUUCUCCCUCACAGCCUCUCCUCCAAAACCUGGCCUAGAAAGUCUUCUGCAGAAACCUCAGGCUGGAUUGCCAGUGGAAGCUUCAUAUGCUCCAAAGCAUGAACUCUUGGAUGGAAGCGUCCACAUGAGGUUGGCAUCUAUUACUCCCCGAGUUCAGCAAGUGAAAUCGUUCCCAGUGGUGCCCCCGAAGCCCCAGUUUGCCAAGUUGCCUCCUUCCUUAAAGCCAGUGAUUCCCAGCAAGGAACAUCUCAUCCCUGUCCUAGUUAAGACCAGUGAGAAUGGGAACAAGCAGGAACUCAACCAAAGCUCUUUGAAAAGGCCUUUCCACCUGACCACCUUGGACCAAAAGACAGAACAUUUUCCAACAUCUCCUAGCGGCCCAUCCAGCUCUUCUGAGAAUUGUUGCAGCAAUUCAGACAUCCUCCCAAAGCAACGCAAUUCCAUGCCUGUGAGCUUGGAGAAGUUCAGCAAGGACUGUAAGAACGUGGAGGACAUCACCCCAAAGCCACCGCCUUCUUCACGGGACAAAUGCUUUUCGUGGACCAAGAGUGGAGAGGUUGGAGGCAGCAGCCUUCAUCUCAUGAAGGGCUUCCAACCAGGAAGUUUAGAGAAACAGAACAGCGGCCAACAUGACGAAGGGAAAGGAUAUCUCCCUGGAGCACAGAGAUCCACCAAGGAGGGUUUGGAGGUCACUCCCCAGAAGCAGCGCUGGAGCAACUGGCGCUACAGUGGAAGCAUGUCGUUCGAUGAGGCCGUGGCCCUCGCCAAGGAGAGGCACGUGGCCCAGGCUCCCAUGCAGAGAAUGCAAACCUACUCCUAUGGUGACAUGGAUGGUUCACAUGGAAGAUCCCGAAUGGAGAAGACUGCUCCUGCCCACAAGCCUGUCCUGACGUCUCCUCAAAGGCCGCUAAGUUGCAUAAGCCCAGCUGGACCUCCAGAAGCUCAUCUUCUGGGAAAGAUGCUUUGUCCUCCAGGCUUGCCUGACAGCAUCCCGGAAGGUCUGCACAUCCCGGGACAGGAAGGGUCCUCUUUCUCUCAGGACUUUCCUCUGAGGAACAGAGUCAGCUUAUCCAAGAUUGGAAGGCGCUUGUCCGUGUCUGAUGAAGCCUGCUUUGGAUUGUCCCACGAGCAGAGGUGA